AUGUCCAUGAACUUUGAGAAGUCCGUGAAAGGCGGGACGAAGGUCAAACUCGCACCGCCCAAGUCGAAAUAUGUCGAGCAUAUCCUUCUGGCGACACAGUCCGGCGAAGCAGGUGUUGCCGAAGUAUUCCGCACUCUCACCCCCCGACUACGCGAUUCGACAUGGACUGUGGCCUUCAAGUCGCUGAUCAUCGUACAUCUCAUGAUCAAGGAGGGAGCGCAGGAUGCGACAUUACGAUAUUUGGCCGCCGCACCGAAGAACAGGCUGGCGAUAAAUACAUUCACGGAUGUGCAGACGCAGGGGCAUAAUAUAAGAUUGUACUCCGAAUAUCUGCUGGCGAGGGCGCAGGCAUUUGCGGCGAGUAGAUGCGAUUAUGUGCGGUCGGGCGACAGAUAUAUGAAGGGACUGUCGGUGGACAAGGGUCUCUUGCGAGAGACGGAGCUGGUGCAGCAGCAGAUCAGGGCAUUGGUGAAAUGCGAUUUACUCACGAACGAUGUGGAGAAUGAGAUUUCCUUGACGGCAUUCCGGCUAUUGACUAGGGAUCUGCUGGACCUGUAUCAUGUGGAGAACGAGGCGGUAAUGAGUGUGCUGAGCCACUAUUUCGAGAUGUCAAAGCCGGAUGCCGAACGAGCAAUUCAUAUCUACAAAAACUUCUGCAAGCAGACGGAUCUGGUGGUGAAGUAUCUGGGUGUGGCGAGGCAGUAUGAGCAUGCGACUAGGUUGGAGAUACCGAAGAUCAAGCAUGCGCCCACCAGCCUUGCACAGUCAUUACAGGAGUAUAUCGAUGAUAAGGACUUUGAGGUCAAUCGCCGACAGUAUUUGGCAGAACAGGAGGCGAAACGAAUUGGGAAGCCGGCGCCGAAAAAAGCUGCGACGCAAUCUCAACCUGCGAAGCUUACGCCAGCUGAGACACAGCAGAGAGCGGACGCGAUCAUGCAGCCUGCCGCACCUCCUGCUGCAGCUGCGAAAGGACCAGCUCCAGACCUGAUUGACUUUUUCGAGUCGAUUGAGAUGAACCAACAGCCUAUGACGCAGAACGCUCCAGCGUUUCAGCAGCAGCCGCAGCAGCAGCCUCAGCCUACAGGCUUUCCGAUGCAAUCUCAACAGACUGGUUUCGUACCUCAGCAAGCGUUUGGUGUGCCGCAGCAACCACAGCAGACUGGCAUGCAAUCCACAAACCCCUUCGGAGUCCCACACCAGCAGCAGCAACCACCUCCGCAGCCAUUACAGACACAGUUUACAGGUGCUGGCUUCGGUGGAUACGGUGCGCAGCCUAUGCAGCAACAACAAACAGGCUUUCCUCCGAAUGAUGCGUUUGGCUCGCAACAACAGACAGGCUUCCCUCCGAGUGAGGCGUUCGGCUCGCACCAACAGACAGGUUUCCCUCCGAAUGAUGCCUUCGGCUCGCAACAGAUGCAAUCACCAGCACAGAUGCAGAGUCCGCAGGCAUUUCCCAUGCAGCAACAAGGUCUGCAACCACAACCCACUGGCAGCACGAAUCCUUUCCGGCAAUCUACUAUGCCAACAGGUGCCGAGACAGCUUUUGCGGCACCACAACGACAAGGCACGAACCCAUUCGCGAGAGGUACACAGCCUCAGCAACCUUCAGCUUUCCCGUCACAACCACAACAGCAACCUCAAGCCUUCUCACCACAGCCAACAGCGCAACAGCAGUCUCCUCCACCAAUGCUUCAAGCACAACAGACAGGCACGAAUCCAUUUGCACGUUCCCUUCCUGCCGCUACUCCAUCGAUGCCACAGCAGCUACAAGUGCAGCCAACAGGCAGCACGAAUCCAUUCAGACAAUCUGCUUUUGUUAAUCAUGAAACGGGUCAAGGGUGGCAGGUAGGAGGUGGGCAACAGACGACGAUGGGUGGGCUGGAGAACCUGGAGACUAUUCCUGUCUUUCCUAGGCCUGGACAGAUGCAGGCGCAAGGUCAGCAGCAGUCGCCUUGGGGUUGA
This is a messenger RNA of Recurvomyces mirabilis, 1962 nucleotides long. RefSeq lists its product as uncharacterized. Gene Ontology annotation, molecular function: SNARE binding; 1-phosphatidylinositol binding; clathrin heavy chain binding. Gene Ontology annotation, biological process: clathrin coat assembly; clathrin-dependent endocytosis; vesicle budding from membrane. The coding region runs from base 1 to 1962 and encodes 653 amino acids. NCBI's taxonomy places the organism in Eukaryota, Fungi, Ascomycota, Dothideomycetes, Mycosphaerellales, Teratosphaeriaceae. The record is from RefSeq and is a predicted model, not a curated record. Gene Ontology annotation, cellular component: clathrin-coated pit; clathrin-coated vesicle. The transcript has a single exon.